Messenger RNA from Erpetoichthys calabaricus (reedfish), 1244 nucleotides. RefSeq names its product zinc finger, matrin-type 5 (gene zmat5). The transcript is spliced from 5 exons. Bases 213 to 737 code for a protein of 174 amino acids. Gene Ontology annotation, cellular component: U12-type spliceosomal complex. The record is from RefSeq and is a predicted model, not a curated record. Gene Ontology annotation, molecular function: zinc ion binding. NCBI's taxonomy places the organism in Eukaryota, Metazoa, Chordata, Cladistia, Polypteriformes, Polypteridae.
UUUUGUAGUUCACACACUUCCGGAAAAAGAUGGGCGCGUUGUUUGGUUAGAUGGCUUUUAUGCUGUGCAUUGUGAAUCGUGCUGUUUUUUUUGGUAGGAAACCACUUCAGAGUUAAAACAUUAAUUAUGUGAAGCGUGUAAGUUAUUAUUUAUCAUUACCAAAUUUCUUAUUGGCUCUAAGCACUCUCCAUUCAGGGCUGGUACGUGCAGAAAUGGGCAAACGUUACUACUGCGAUUACUGUAACCGUUCGUUUCAGGACAACCUGCACAACCGCAAGAAACAUUUGAAUGGCACGCAACAUCAUCGGGCUAAGAAAGCAUGGUUCGACUCUUUCAGAGAUGCAGCUACAAUUUUGGCAGAAGAACAAACUAAAAACCCUUGUCGAAGGUUUCAACAGACAGGUCAAUGUAUUUUCGGUUCCAACUGUAGAUUUUCUCAUAUGACUGACUGUGACAUUGAAAGAUUAAAACUGCAAGUUGAUGCAGAAAAGAGAGCCCGAGAAGGAUUUUUCGAUUCACGAAAGACUCCUGAGAGAAGCAUCGAAGACUGGUUAGCAAAGAGAAAAAGGAAGAAUGAAGCAACAGACAGAAGCAGCAUCCUUAAAGUGGAGGCAGUUGACAGUCUGUUAGCAAGUCCUUUACCGCCUCAUUUUCUGUCAAUACCGGAUCUCCCAGCUUCCUUAUUGCCUCCACCGCCAAAUGGCUGGCUGAAGAUCACUGUCACCGAAUGGGGCUAACUAACCUUGCUUUUCUCUCAGUGCCACGGACAUCAUCCACAACAAUUACUUGAUCCCAUUGAUGUUUUGGAAUGCUCACAUUUUUAUUACGGGUUCAGUGGCUUAGAUUGCUAGAGACUUUUGAACUUUCAUCAUUUGUCUUGGAGAAUGGCUGGAAAUAAAAAGGCAGAUAUUUUUUUCCAGCCUCUUUAAAAAUAAAGAAACUGAAUUCAGCAAUGCAGUGACAGAAAGGGAACGCCGGCUGUUUGAAUUGAAGGGGGCAGCGUUUUCAGUGGCCUGCUAUGAGGAUACCUCUGCAUGAUCCCCAUAUUAUUAACAAAGCAUUUCUGCUGCAGAAAAUGUAUGCCACAUUUCAUCAGACACCUUCACUUCAACGUUACAACUUGACAGCAAAGCCUUUUCCAGAUGUCAGCAGAAGGGGGCGGGGGGGGAGGGCUUCCUUGGCUUGGGGCAUCAUGUGCAGUGCUUGUCAUCCUGCAACUCUCGACAAUAAAGUUCUAAAAUGUA